UGUUACUAGUAUUAAAAAUUUACAUUUAAUUAAAAAAUAGGUGGAUGUCAUAAAUUCUUCAUCUAAAUGUUUUGCUGCUGCUUUUAAUAAGUACUUGGUUUAUUAUUAAAUGUGUUUUUGUAUUUUAUCAGUCGCACUGUUGUAGCUUAUUGAGUCAUAUUUAAGAAACCUAAAUUGAAAAUGAUUUCUGCAUGAAAAAGUUAGACAUAUAUAUUUAUAUAUUUUACAAAACACGGAUAAAAGGAGAUCAUUUGUUUAGUUUAUAAAAAAUAAAAAAUCAGAAACUUUGAGUUCAUUCACUCCGCAUUCACAUCACACCCUCCUCUGGCUUUUUUCUGCGUCCCAAAUCGUUCGGUCUUUUCCUAAAUACUUCAGUAGGCUGCGGGCGCUGCAGUACACACUACAUAGUGACUACAUAUGAGGUUUGGAACGCAGCCUCAGGUUUGGUCACGUGGUUGGAAUUCGCUGCGUUGUGAACGGGGGUUUUAAAGAUGGCGGCGCUGUCAGGUACAGGUGGAUGCUGGAGGAGGUGAAGUGAAACGAAACUUGGGGUGUUGAACACAUUAUAAAAUUAAACUAGAAAAGAAUAAAGUGCGAUAUAUUUGUCCACUAUGCCGUCCCCGAAACCGGUGCGAGCCAGCAGCGGGCGCAGCAGCAGUGUUUCCGGAUCCGGCGGCGGAAGCGGCGGUCGCUACGAGUUCAUGUCGCUUACUCGGACGCCCCCGCUUUCGCCUUCCGCUCCUCCGCUCCUGCUCCAGAGGCAGGGCUCGGACCCUACCACGGCUCGCCUGCGUGCCUCCGAGAGCCCCAGCCGCCGGCGCAGGGGCUCCGCGUCCUCCAACGCGUCCACGUCGUCGACCGGCGGCGCGCCGCAUUCGGCAGAGGAGGACUGCAUGCACCUGAACCCGUCGAUCGGCAGCGUGGCGCUCAGCUCCCUGCUCGCGGUGGACCUGUGGCUCUCCAAGCGCCUCGGCGUGUGCGCGUGUGAGGAGGCGUCGUGGGGAAGCGUGCGACCCCUCAUGAAGCUUGUGGAGGUCUCCGGACACGGCAUUCCGUGGCUCCUCGGCGCCGCGUACUGCAUGUACAAGAGCGACAGUGCCGCGGGCCAGGAGGUCAUGCUGAACCUGCUCAUGGCUCUGGUGUUGGACCUUGUGCUAGUGGGGAUAGUUAAAGCCGUGGUGCGUCGCCGGCGUCCUGCUCAUAACCGCAUGGACAUGUUUGCGACGUUCUCCGUUGACCGCUACUCCUUCCCAUCGGGCCACGCGACUCGGGCUGCUAUGUGCGCCCGCUUCCUGCUGGCCCACCUGGUUCUCGCUGCUCCACUGCGCGUGCUCGUCAUGCUCUGGGCGGGCUUCGUUGGUCUCUCCCGGGUCCUUCUCGGGCGGCACAACGUCACAGAUGUGGCCUUCGGCUUUUUCAUGGGCUACUGCCAGUACAACCUGGUGGAGGCGCUAUGGUUGUCACCGGCUAUGUUGCAAAACCUGAUGACUCCGCUGAUCUGAAGCCAGAAGCAAAAGCAAUGACGUUGAGAUUGAAGAUAGAAGAAAAAGAUUUCGCUCAAAACUUGAACAUUUGGCACUGUGAUAGUAAUAAUUCCAUAUCAUCACUAAUGUAUAUUUUUGUGUGUUUUGAAUUUGCCACUGUUUUAAAUUGUGUAUGUCAGCUAUACAUUUGGGAGGUAGAUGUGUCUCCAGAUACGGGUUUAAGAGGAGUCAUAUAAGCUAAUUACCACGCUCACAAUCUCUCCUUAAAAGCAACGUCUAAUUAAAUAACUAUAUCACGUGAAUGUGUUCCAAGUUAUUACUUGAACACGAGAUUCUUCUUCCAGAUGUUUUUCUGUAUUUUUAGGAAAUUGUUUUGAGGGGGGAAAAUCCAAUAUAUUUUUUAUUUAUAGAAUGUAAGUGAGUGAUGGAUUAAGGUUCAUAUUAGUCAUUAGGGUGUGUUCAGUUAAAUUUUUAAUACUUAAUGACUCUGAGUGGCUCCUAAUACCUAAUCCCAGAUGCUGUGCGCAAGCUUCUCUUACAAUAUUGACUGGCUGAUCCCAGGCAUAAAUCUGAGAAGCAUGUAAGCAGGUGUCUUGAACAUCCCAUAAAAAUUUAACACUAAAUAUGUCAGUGGAUCAAAUUGGAUUUAAAAAAAAAAAUAAAUUGAAAGAAUUUAAAAAAAGUCAGUAUUUCUGUACUGUACUGUUUUCAUGGGUUUUAUAUAUAUAUAUAUAUAUAUAUAAUUUUUUUUUUUUUUUACAUUUUAGACCACUGAUGAUUUAUCAAGCAGGCCGUUUACUUUUACUACAUACUUUUAAUUUUUCUGUUUAUUUAUUUAUUUUAUUUUUAUUUUAUUUUUUAGAAAUGGAUGUUUGUUUCUUUGUAUUGUUUUUUUUUUUCUCCUUACUUCUGAAGUAUAUCCAUAUAUAGUUUUAUAUCGUGCUCUUUCUUCACAUUGACACCACUUUAUUAGGGACUCCUGUACACAGCACCUGCUCAUUCAUGCAGUUAUACAGUAAGUUUGACAACAGUAGUGUAACUCAUAACAUAACCCAACAGUGCGAAUAAAAAAAACUUGAAGUGAGCAGCGUUUCUGUCAGAGGUCGGGGUGUAAAGAGUGAUGCACUGAGAUCACAUUUUUCACUCAUCCUGAAGCUCUUGCAUGAUUUUAUUCUUCGUACUGCUGCCAGAUUUGAUUAUUGCAUGUAUAAACCGGUGUAGAGAUUAUAGGGUCAGUUAAAGUUGUAUUGUUUAUAUUUGAUACUGUAUGUUUUCAUGGUUGCAAUUGAUGUUAUUCAUUUAAGUGUCCUUCACGAUCAUAAUUAUGCAUGUAAUACAAAGAGAAUUUGUAUUUGAUUAAGUCAUUUGAAGUUUUCUACUAAAACCGACUAAGGAGUCUUGUUUUAAGCCGGUGCUCUAUAAACAGAGAAUAGGGAUUUCCUUAUGAAGGAUCCAGUAUUUACCUGUAGCACUUUUCUGCUGGUGUAACUUAUAAUAUGCUGGAGGUAUCUAAUUUACAGAAGCAUGCUCAGUGUAGUCCUGAUGUGAGAAGCCUCUGUAGCUCAACACUAACAAGUAUCCUAUUUCAAAUUCCAUACCUUUUAUGAGAGGUAUAGCAUCGCUUUACUGUGGUGUCGCAUGGCCUAAAACCCGCACAAAACCAGUCUCGUAACCGUUUGUGCUGCUUUUGACUGUUGUAACUUUUUAGGCAAUAACUGCUGUUUUCGUCAUUGCAGCAUUAAAGAUUGAGGAACAAAGGCUCACCAACAGCACUGUCAAAUAUGAACUGCAAUAAUUGUUUUCCUCAGUUGGGUUUAAUUAUAAGGGACCAUCUUUUAAGAAUGUAAGGUUCAUGCCCCGUAUUCACACUAACCUGGUUCACACUGGUUCCAUUUCUGUAGCUGUGACCAGAUCAGUGUGUGAUGUCAGGUCUUGUCUUUUGGUCUUGUGAUGUUUUGUGGUUUGUCUUCAUUUCUGGUGACUUAAAUACAAUGAUAUAAAUCAUAAAUGUGUUAAAAUAUAUACUGUGGAUGGUUGUUUAUGUAAACUCUUGUCUGUGUCUAAAAUAAUAUGCUGGGAAAUUUCAAAGUAAUAUAUGUAUUAUGUUGUAUGGUGAUUAUACACGUGAUCAAUUAUACUGUGAUUGUAUUUUCUAAAAUAAAUGCAGAAUUGACUGCAAUUCCAGUG
This is a messenger RNA of Silurus meridionalis, 3671 nucleotides long. It is a transcript of the gene plpp6, whose product is annotated as phospholipid phosphatase 6. The record is from RefSeq and is a predicted model, not a curated record. NCBI's taxonomy places the organism in Eukaryota, Metazoa, Chordata, Actinopteri, Siluriformes, Siluridae. The transcript is spliced from 2 exons. The coding region runs from base 612 to 1502 and encodes 296 amino acids. Gene Ontology annotation, molecular function: sphingosine-1-phosphate phosphatase activity.